GGCCCCGCCUCCCGCUCGCCUAGUUCCGCCCGGCGGGGGAAGGCGCGGCGGAGGCUCGGGCUCCUUAUGGCUGCGCCGCUGCGGCCGGCUCCUCCUCCGGCCGCUGCCCUCCCUGCGUUGCCGGCCGGCGCUCCCUACACGCGGUGCCGGCGCGUCCCGCUCCGCGCCGUGACCCCGCCGCGAUGAGGUGCCACUACGAGGUGCUGGGCGUGAAGCGUGACGCCGCCGACGAGGACCUUAAGCGGGCGUACCGGCGGCUGGCGCUGCGCUGGCACCCGGAUAAAAAUCUAGAGAAUGCUGAAGAAGCAGCAGAACAGUUCAAGUUAAUCCAAGCAGCAUAUGAUGUUCUCAGUGACCCACAGGAAAGAGCCUGGUAUGAUAAUCAUAGGGAAGCUCUGCUGAAAGGAGGGGUUGAUGGAGACUAUCAAGAUGAUAGUUUAGAUCUGCUGCGCUACUUCACUGUUAGCUGUUACUCUGGAUUUGGAGAUGAUGAAAAGGGAUUCUUUACAGUCUAUCGACAAGUUUUUGAAAAGAUUGCAAAAGAAGAGAUGGAAUAUAUGACCCAGGAAGAUGCUGAAGAAUUUCCUACAUUUGGAUAUUCCCAAAGUGACUACGAUAAGGUAGUCCACCCCUUCUAUGCAUAUUGGCAGAGUUUCUGUACUCAGAAAAACUUUGCUUGGAAAGAAGAGUAUGACACACGGCAAGCAUCAAACCGCUGGGAGAAACGAGCUAUGGAAAAAGAAAACAAGAAAACAAGAGAGAAAGCAAGGAAGGAGAGGAAUGAGCUAGUCCGUCAACUAGUUGCCUUUAUUCGUAAAAGGGAUAAAAGAGUACAGGCUCAUAGAAAACUUGUAGAAGAACAAAAUGCAGAAAAAGCUAGGAAAGCAGAGGAAUUUCGGAGGCAGCAGAAGCUCAAACAAGCCAAGCUUGCUGAACAGUAUAAAGAACAGAGCUGGAUAACCAUGUCGGAUCUGGAGAGAGAAUUGCAAGAGAUGGAGGCACAAUAUGAAAAGGAAUUUGGAGAUGGAUCAGAUGAUGAAGAUGAAUUAGAAGAACAGGAGAUAAAAGAAGGAAUAGGAGUCCCCAUCUUUUCAGACAAGUUGAGUGAUGAGGCUGAAGAAGCAGAAUGUGUUGAUGAUCUCUACUGCCCUGCUUGUGACAAAUUGUUAAAAACUGAGAAAGCCAUGAAGAAUCAUGAAAAAUCAAAAAAGCAUCGAGAGAUGGUAGCACUAUUACGGCAGCAACUGGAAGAGGAGGAAGAAUUUUCUGUAUCUUUAGAUGAUGCAAAUGGAAUAAAUACCAAAGAGGAGGAAGAAACAGAAGAGACACCCAAACAGAAACUCUCUAAGAAGCAGAAGAAGAAACAGAAAACAAUGAUGACCUAUGAGGACUCUUCUGAUAAAAGUGCUGAUGAAGAACCAGUUAAACAAAAGGAGGCUCCCAGUACGGACAAGGACAGCGGCUCAGCAGAGGAGCUGGUAAAUGAUGGCCAAAGAUGUGCUGCAUCAGAGGAAACGGGUGCUACAGAAGAUGUCAGCCAAGUGAAUGAAACAAAAUGUGAAGUGAAAAGUACUAAGCCUAAAGGUAAAAAAGCCAAGGAUGCAAAAAAGUCUUCUAAGGCAUUUUCGGAGCACCCAACAAUGAGUGAAGUUCCCAUCCAUUGUGUAACCUGCAAUUGUGCAUUUCCAUCUCGGAAUAAACUGUUUGAACACCUAAAAGCCACAGGUCAUGCAAAAGCAACACAAGCACCAGCUGUAAAUGGAGCUAUACACACCAGAAACAAAAAAGAGAAACGUAAAAACAGAUAAAACUUUGUGUUACAGUGACAGUCUUCAGAAUCAUACAUGAAAACACUCUCAGACCUGAAAGGUGCAGACUUCCUGUAUUCUGAGUUAAAUGGAGAAGGCAACUUCCUUUUUAUUUUUUUUUCCUCUCCAAAAUUAGAAGAUGCAACAAAAGGAAUGUUAUCUUGUGAAGCAACACAUGCUUGCUUUUAUUUGUACCAGCCUUUCUUCAGGGGCUGAAUUGGAUCUACCAUCCCAGCGGCUUUCAAGUUGGGGUGGUGGGGGAGGAAACAGGUAAACCCAAAGCCAGUCACCUUGCAUACCUAUUGAAACUUGCAUGGAUAAAGUACCCAGUCAGAGGAAAUUAUUUUAACACUUGUUGCUAUUCUUUUUUUGAAAGUGCUUAGCUCAUGUUGAGUGUAGCAGACUGAUUUUUAAUUAAAGAAUGGACUGUGCUGCUUUGAUCAUCUAUCAAAAAUGAAACAUAAACAAGAAAUGGGAAAAAAAGGCUUUUCUGCUAUCCACAAGCAGAUCACCUUUCAAAUUACUUGAGAGAAAUAUUAGCAUGAUGAUAAAGUUGGUUAAUCAUAUUUUUGACACUCUCCACUGAUUUUUGUACAAGCAACUGCAGGAAGUUGAAAAAAAAUUUUGUGGAAGAAUGUUACUAGACUAAGUGAAGGGGGAAAUAAAUGAAUGACAACUGAAAUUUAGUGUAACUAUAUGCAAGGUGAUCUGCACGCCUGAAGAACAUCCCUAGGUGUGUAUAUACACAUAAUGGCCAACUCUAGGUCUCACCAUUUGGGGGGGAGGGGGGGAGCUAAUAGGUAUAGCUAGCUACUUGUGUUCUUUUUCUCUAAUUUCUAAUGAACAAAACCAGAACUAAAAUUGUACCUCUGUUUAAGUAUAUAGUCUUAUUAAAAGUUAAAAACAGCUGAUCCUGGAAUUAGAAAUAGUUUCACAAAACAAUCAUCAAUGCAGUUACAGAAAGCAGCACUCAGCUAGGAUAGGGGUUGUGGUACUUGGUUAGGAAGUCCCUAGAGUAAAACUUUCUAGAAGCAACCAUGUUUCUUUUAAAGAAGUUCCUCUUAAGUUUCAGCUCAUUAAACAAAAUGGCAGAAACUCCCCUGCAAAGUUAGCAUAGUGACUUUAUUGGCUUACAAAAUGAUGCAAACUUUACAAUUGUAAUCAAAGUGAAAUGACAGAUAUGCAGUUACCACUUUCAUUUUUUUUGGUGCCUGAAGGAAGUAAUGAACUAAAACUUUUUUUAAACAAAUAUGAUUUAUAUAAGAAACAAACAGUGCACCUUAUUUCAUCAGCCAUGCUUUAUGCCCUUGUUAAAUGGCUACUAGAUAAUCCCCAAAGCAGCAACUUAGUUGGGCAGGAGGAAAAGAAAAGCACUUGUUGGAGAGGGUGUUGAUAGGAUUAGAGCCCCAUGUUAAAAGUAAUUACAGUAAUUAGAAAAGUUUCUGUUUAUGUGCAUACAGAUUUUUCCUUGCUCUAAUUACAGUGUAUCCUUGCAGUAAAAGUAAACAAUUUUAACUUUGUUUGAAAUCUGCAGUUAUGUUCUGCUCAGGAUGGCUCACAUCCUGAGAUUGCCCCAUGAUGUGAGACUUCAUUUAUAUGAGAGUAAGCAAAGGGGGAAAGCUUACCCUGCAGUAUUACCUCUUGACUUUGAUUAGUUUGUUCUUUCUUAUUUAAGGAAGUUAAAAAAAAAAAAAAACUUAUAAUUCGUCUGUUUUACAAAUGUUUAUACUUUAGUCUAGACAACUGGAAAUGGUUGCUGUUGAGGUCUGUUAAAGCUAUUCACUAUGUGCUACUGAAAUCCAAAGAAAGUUUAUUAUGUAAGGACAGUUUUACUUUAUCUGUCACACUGUUUUCUAAAAAUUACUGCUGCCUAUAAACUUAAAGUUAAUUUAAA
Dromaius novaehollandiae (emu) is the source of this 3702-nucleotide messenger RNA. RefSeq names its product dnaJ homolog subfamily C member 21-like. The record is from RefSeq and is a predicted model, not a curated record. Gene Ontology annotation, molecular function: nucleic acid binding; zinc ion binding. The coding region runs from base 183 to 1808 and encodes 541 amino acids. Gene Ontology annotation, cellular component: cytoplasm. The transcript has 12 exons. Lineage: Eukaryota; Metazoa; Chordata; Aves; Casuariiformes; Dromaiidae.